AUUCCAAUUCUUGACUCCGUUCGGCAAACAACUCGAAAGAGUUUCAAAAUUCUCCGUUUUCAUAUUUAAUCUAAUAUUGCAAUAAACAAAACCUAAAAUGGCUGUACGUCCUUUUGGGCCUGGUCCUGGUGCUUAUAUGCUGCCACCUACUGUGGGUUAUGACCAUCAUGAUUCACGCAAAAACCGAUUGCCCCAAUAUUCGUUUGGCGUGCGAACAAAUCUGAAUGGCGAAAAUUCUGGUCCUGGACCCGGUGCCUAUUUGGUUGACAAAUUGACUCGUCAUGGCAAGGCUGGUGGUUUGGAGUUCUCCAUUGCAGGAAGAACAAACACAAUAGAUAAAAGAGUCGGCCCCGGACCGGGUGCCCAUGAUGUACACCUCAAGCCCUUCUUCUCUGGGACAAAUGCCCCAGCCUAUUCAAUCGGACUUAAGACCGAUUAUGCCUUUAAGAAGCAUGGACCUGGCCCAAAUGCGUACAAAUAUGAGGUCAAUUCUGUUAAGCCUGCUGCCCCUGCUUACAGCAUGGGCUUGCAAACGAAAAUUAAUCGCAAACAUGAUUCUCCUGGUCCAGCAGCUUAUGCUGCUGGAGAUCUUAAUAUAAAAUUGCCAAGUGCUCCACAAUAUAGCAUGUCUCAAAGGUGCGGAUUACGUUCGAAGACUGUGGGACCCGGUCCCAAUUACUACGAUCUUAUGUAUUAUCGACCGGGUAAAACUGGACAUUCGUAUUCGUUUGGUAUACGCCAUUCGCAGUACGCGCCACCUAUGAUUGUUAAAUGUGAUAAUAUGUAGUUUUUGAAGAGCAGAUUGCAAUAUUAGAAAAAAUAUGUACCAAAAUUUCAGUUCAAAAUAAAUUUCAGUUCAAAAAAUU
Molecule: messenger RNA, 866 nt
Organism: Drosophila willistoni
Lineage: Eukaryota; Metazoa; Arthropoda; Insecta; Diptera; Drosophilidae
Product: outer dense fiber protein 3-B
Exons: 4
Coding region: 98-787 (229 amino acids)
Source: RefSeq, a predicted model, not a curated record